Megalops cyprinoides (Indo-Pacific tarpon) is the source of this 1771-nucleotide messenger RNA. RefSeq lists its product as uncharacterized. Gene Ontology annotation, biological process: DNA integration. The coding region runs from base 64 to 1638 and encodes 524 amino acids. The transcript is spliced from 15 exons. The record is from RefSeq and is a predicted model, not a curated record. NCBI's taxonomy places the organism in Eukaryota, Metazoa, Chordata, Actinopteri, Elopiformes, Megalopidae. Gene Ontology annotation, molecular function: nucleic acid binding.
CAGAUAACUUUGCGAUCACUUCACCUUUUCUACUACGGGUUGGUUAUCUGCAAUUAUUAAGAUAUGCCAACCAUGUGUGUAGCUGUGGGUUGCCAUCAGAAGGCAAAACCCGGGUCGUAUGUGAAGUUUUAUACUUUUCCUCGGGAUCCUGUAAGAAGAAAACGAUGGAUUUCUGCAUUAAAGCGAGAGGGAUGGACGCCAGCUCCACACAGCAAAUUGUGCAGUAUGCACUUUAUUUCAGGCAGACGGAGCGACGACCCUCUGUCCCCAGACUACAUACCAUCAUGGUUUGCACAUACCACAACGGUGGAGAAGGAAAGGUCAAUGGCUGCUAUGAGAAGAUACAGACGGAGACAAGAUGCUCUUCCAAAGAAAGAUGGGAUUUCACGAUCUUUAUUAGCUGACCCAACUACAGCGGGUUCUUAUAGAAAUGGAUUCUUACCCUCCAGCUCAGACAAAGACAGGCCAGUUUAUUCAUGUUAUCCCUCCCUGUGUGAGGAGUACGUAAAGAGAUCUUUCAUGGAAGUCCAAACAUUAUCAAGAAAUGCCAUAUCAUCAGCACCUGAGGUGGCUGCCACCCCAUCUGCAAAGUCUGGGAAUAUUGAAACAGUACAUCCCACCAGCUUCCAUGAACAGUAUUGUCUGCCAGAGAGCAUCCAGUGGAACAAAGGAGCAUGGGAAAAAGUGAGCCGAGAGAAAUUUCAGAACAAAAGGAAAAAUCGCUACAAGCACACCAUAAAGGUCCAUGAGAAGUGGGAGUGGCUGGGCAUGGAUCUGAAGGGCCCUCUCCCUGCGUCGCAGAACGGACACAAGUUCUUGCUGACCGUGAUGGACUAUUACUCCAAGUGGGUGGAGGCCUACCCCAUGAAAUCAGAGUCUGCUGGAGAGGUGGCGCUGAACAUCAGAAACCUCACCUAUCAGUUUGGGUGGCCCCUCCGAAUCCUGUCACAAAUGGAGAAGGCGUUCAUUGAGGAGGUGAAUAUGGAGCUGAGCACAUUACUUGGGGAGCAGGUUUGCUCUCUCGUGGUCUUCCACCCAGAGGCCAGCAUUCGGGACACGGUCACGCAGUCCUUUAUAGACAGCAUGGUGUCAGAGCUGCUGAGGGACCAUCAGGAGAGCUGGGAUGUUCAUCUCCCUGCCAGCCUGUUUGCUUUACGACUCCGGCAGCACCCCGGCACCGGACACAGCGCCUUCUACAUGCUCUACCGCAAGGAGCCCCGCACCGACUUCUCCACAACCACCCAAGAGCUGCCUUUGCGUGAGGACCUCAUAAGCAGCAGCGGUCUUAAGAUACCUGAGGUGAAGUUCAUCUCCAGCAUCAACCACCGAGACCCAGAUCCCCCAGGUUCGGAACACAACAUUCAAUCAGUUUCCCAGAGUGAUGUCGGCGACACGCUGGCGAGAGACAAGCAGCGGCCCGUCUUCUUAGUGACCCCUGUGCCCCUGGCCUCUGCCAACGCUCAGCAGAAGGGCAGAACUACACAGGAAGGCCUGGCAGAGUCCCCACAAGAUCAGAGGGAUGAGAAUACUGCUGUUAUGGAAAGACAGAGACAGCCUCGUGGUGGCAAUAUCCAGCAUCCAACAAGGCGGAUCAUCCUCCAGAGGAUCCACCCUGAAGACUAUGCGCUCAGCAUAUAAUCAGGAGGAGAGGUUCUCUGGGACAGGAUCUCUUAGGGUACGGAGGUAGAGUGGGGUGAGAACUUGCAGAUGGAGGAUGUGGACCACACCUACAUGUGUGCAGCCUGCAAGGAGGAGACAGAGAACAUGGAGA